CCAGGAAGUGCUCUUGUCACACAAAGCGGAAGCACAAUUUUUUAACUGAACCCCAAAAGUGUUUUGGCAGUCAAGAAGAAAAGAGCGUAAAAGAGGAACAACACUGAUAUAAGUCACAGUGCACCGCACGGAGAGGAGGUCGUCAUUCGUCGCUGGUAAAUUUGGUUACUCCACCACAAGCUGCCAUAUUUGCUUGUUCCCACUGGAAGACUGAUCCUUGACCCCACUGACCACCAAGAGUACCAGUUUGUUCAGAGUUGGCACCUGUCCGUAACAUCCUGUGAGCGCAUAGUUUCCCUCAAUAUCAGUCUCUCUCUGUCAAUGGCUGGUCGCAGUGCAACAACAACCAGGCCCAAUGGCGCCACGGCAACAAACAAAAUCUGCCAAUUCAAACUGGUGCUGUUGGGGGAAUCAGCAGUGGGCAAGUCCAGCUUAGUGCUGCGCUUUGUCAAAGGCCAGUUCCACGAAUUCCAAGAGAGUACCAUUGGAGCUGCCUUUCUCACUCAGACAGUCUGUCUGGACGACACCACUGUGAAGUUUGAGAUCUGGGACACAGCGGGUCAGGAGCGUUACCACAGCCUGGCUCCAAUGUACUACAGAGGAGCACAGGCGGCCAUUGUUGUCUAUGACAUUACCAACACAGAUACUUUUGCACGAGCAAAAAACUGGGUGAAGGAGCUGCAGAGACAAGCAAGUCCCAACAUUGUGAUCGCGCUGGCAGGCAAUAAGGCAGACAUUGCAAACAAGAGAGCUGUGGAGAUUCAGGAGGCACAAGCAUAUGCGGAUGAAAACAAUCUACUCUUCAUGGAGACCUCAGCCAAGACUUCCAUGAAUGUUAAUGAAAUUUUCAUGGCUAUUGCUAAGAAGCUACCGAAGAACGAUGCUCAGGGCGGAGCCGGGCAGAGCGGACGAACCCGGACAGGAGUGGAUCUACAAGAACCCGCCCCUCAGGGUCGCAGCGGCCGUUGCUGUGGCAGCGGCAAUUAGGCAGUACAGAGCAAUGAACAUUGUUUUAAGGACAACACGUAGCUAAGCCCAGAGAGGCAGGAGAGAGCAGAGCCCCUCGCCACUCCUGCACUUAAACUGAGAUUACAGAUGAGAUUAUCUGGAUGCUCUUUGAAUAAAGGAACAUUCUUUUAAAAAGAAUCAUAAGCUAGAGGGAACUACCAGAAUCCCUCAUUACUUCUUUCCUGUCUUUCCCCUGUGUAUCUCUACCUCCCUGUUACCCUUCACCCUUUCUACCAGCUGAUUGAAUUCUAUCUUUUUGGGGUGAUAUUGAGGAAUUUGUUUUAUUGUAUUCUUUUUUUCCACAAUUUAAGGAUGUGUUUUUAUGGUCUGCAUGUAUGUAGCAUAUACACAUACAGUAUACAUGUAUGUGUGUGUGCGCGCGCAUAAACACACAUACAUGCAGUUAUUUUUUUUUCCUCUUCUGUCAUGUCUUUAUCAUCAUUAUGAAAGAUGUAAAUGCCCCGCUAUUAAUUAUAGCACCGCAAUUCUUCUCUUUUGGGACCUGGACUUGACACAGUUAAAAGAAAAGCUGAGCGGCCACACGCUGCAGCUGUUUCUGAACUGUGCAACCGAUGCAGUCGUUUAAAUUAAUUGUACAUUGAUAUCUGUAACACCACAGUUGUUUGCCUUUUUUAAAUGAAAUGUGAGGGAGAAGUCUGCAAAUCUAAAUGUAAUAAAUAACGUACAAGA
Messenger RNA from Solea solea (common sole), 1698 nucleotides. Its product is annotated as ras-related protein Rab-5C-like. The transcript is spliced from 6 exons. The record is from RefSeq and is a predicted model, not a curated record. The coding region runs from base 322 to 987 and encodes 221 amino acids. NCBI's taxonomy places the organism in Eukaryota, Metazoa, Chordata, Actinopteri, Pleuronectiformes, Soleidae. Gene Ontology annotation, molecular function: GTP binding; GTPase activity.